This is a messenger RNA of Eleginops maclovinus (Patagonian blennie), 1459 nucleotides long. RefSeq names its product nucleoporin 35 (gene nup35). The transcript is spliced from 9 exons. The record is from RefSeq and is a predicted model, not a curated record. The coding region runs from base 277 to 1152 and encodes 291 amino acids. Lineage: Eukaryota; Metazoa; Chordata; Actinopteri; Perciformes; Eleginopidae. Gene Ontology annotation, molecular function: nucleic acid binding; phospholipid binding; structural constituent of nuclear pore. Gene Ontology annotation, biological process: nuclear pore organization; NLS-bearing protein import into nucleus. Gene Ontology annotation, cellular component: nuclear pore nuclear basket; nuclear pore central transport channel; nuclear membrane.
AUCAGAGUGCAGAAUGCUGGGACAAGGCGGAAGUGUGUGGUAAAGACACAUUUCCCUCUCCAGUAGAAGCUCUGAAUCUGAGCUAAAAACAGAUAAAUUAGACAUUUAAAACCAUUUUACUUGAAUUUAUCUGGUUCUACAUUUUAUGUGAUGUCUUAGUUUGAUUCAAGAAGAAGUUUCGAAGUCGUACUAUUAUAUUACUUAGCUUUGUUAGCUUCGUUAGCUAGCCGGCCACAUUUUUUAACCGGCGUAACUUCCUGCUUUCUGAAAAUCGAGAUGGAGUUACAAGUGGGAACCGAACCAAUGUCCCUGGGCUCCCCCACCUCUCCAAAGCCGACCCCCGGAGCUCAGUUUCUACCCGGCUUCCUGAUGGGGGACCUUCCAGCUCCCACUACCCCCCAACCCCGACCUUUCACCCUGGGCACAUCCAUAAUGGAGAGCCCAGGUACGCCCCGAGGAGGCUGUGGAGGCGGCUCGGCCCCGCAGCCUGUUGUCCCGACGCCCAAAGACAAGAGUGGAGCCCCCCCUGUUCGCAGCAUCCAUGACGACCUGGUUACUCUGACGACGCCCCUCAAAACACACAGACAGGCUUUUCCAGUCAUGCAGUCUCCUCUGUCGUCCCGGGGGGGUUCAACUCCAGGUGUGCAGCUGUGUCUGUCUCCAGCUCAGGUGGAUCCGUUCUACAGUCAGGGAGAGUCUCUGUCGUCUGACGACCAGCUGGACCAGACCUGGAUCACUGUGUUCGGUUUUCCUCCUGCCUCAGCCUCCUACAUCCUGCUGCAGUUCGCUCAGUAUGGAAACAUCCUGAAACACACGAUGGCGUCUCCUGGUAACUGGAUGCACCUUCAGUAUCAGUCCAGCCUGCAGGCCAGGAAAGCUCUGUCCAAAGACGGGAAAGUGUUCGGAGAUGCCAUCAUGGUGGGAGUCAAACCCUGCAUAGACAAGAGUGUGAUGGACAGCAGUGCAGCUAUCUCCUCCCCCCUCUCCUCCUCCGCCCUCCCGUCCACUCCUCGCUCCGCCAUCAGGCCGCUCAGCGCCGGGUACAAGUGCAAGACGGCCGGCAGCGACUACCAGGUGUUAUCAGACAGACAGACGCCCAGGAAGGACGACAGCAUGGUUUCCAAAGCGAUGGAGUACAUGUUCGGCUGGUGACGACACUCAGUGCAUCAUGGGAUACCUGCUGCCUUCUAGGAAAGAUGAUUCACUACUGUGUGUGUGUGUGUGUGUGUGUGUGUGUGUGUGUGUGUGUGUGUGUGUGUGUGUGUGUGUGUGUGUGUGUGUGUGUGUGUGUGUGUGUGUGUGUGUGUGUGUGUGUGUGUGUGUGUGUGUGUGUGUGUGUGUGUGUGUGUGUGUGUGUGUGUGUGUGUGUGUGUGUGUGUGUGUGUGUGUGUGUGUGUGUGUGUGUCCUUUUAUAAUCAGUAUUUUUUAUGUUUUUUGCUCGAAUAAACAUUUUUCUCUG